UCAACGUGUCAAAACAUUUUCACUCACAAAUUCACACGCACCGAGUCCUCUGUUUUGGAUCUUAGAAGAGAAAAUGGCAAGAAGCGACGUGAAGCUGAUCGGUGCAUGGGCGAGUCCCUUUGUGAUGAGGCCGAGGAUUGCUCUAAACCUCAAGUCUGUCCCUUACGAGUUCCUCCAAGAGACGUUUGGGUCUAAGAGCGAGUUGCUUCUUAAAUCAAACCCGGUUCACAAGAAGAUUCCGGUUCUGCUUCAUGGUGAUAAACCGGUGUGUGAGUCUAACAUCAUCGUCGAGUAUAUCGAUGACACUUGGAGCUCAUCUGGACCGUCCAUGCUCCCAUCGGAUCCUUACGAUCGGGCAAUGGCUCGGUUCUGGGCUGCUUACAUCGACGAAAAGUGGUUUGUCGCUCUAAAAAGUUUCCUAAAAGCCGGAGGAGAAGAAGAGAAGAAAGCUGUGAUAGCUCAACUGGAAGAAGGGAAUGCGUUUCUGGAGAAGGCGUUCAUCGAUUGCAGCAAAGGAAAACCGUUCUUCAACGGUGACAACAUCGGUUACCUCGACAUAGCUCUCGGGUGCUUCUUGGCUUGGUUGAGAGUCACCGAGUUAGCAGUCAGCCAUAAGAUUCUUGAUGAGGCCAAGACACCUUCUUUGUCAAAAUGGGCUGAGAAUUUCUGUAAUGAUCCCGCUGUCAAACCUGUCAUGCCAGAGACUGCCAAGCUUGCUGAAUUCGCAAAGAAGAUCUUUCCUAAGCCGCAGGCCUAAUUAAGUUGCUGUUGAACUAGGUUUUGUAUUUGUGGGUCGAGAUCUUGCAAGAAUAAACUAAGAGAUGGUACUGUUUUAUAUAGAUGCAUGGCUUUAUCUUUGUGUGUGAGUUUUAAUCAAGGGUAUGUUGAAUGAUUUAAUUUUAGGUUAUGUGGAUUGAGAAGUAAGAAAUUUAUAAUUAUUGCAUA
Molecule: messenger RNA, 945 nt
Organism: Arabidopsis lyrata subsp. lyrata
Lineage: Eukaryota; Viridiplantae; Streptophyta; Magnoliopsida; Brassicales; Brassicaceae
Product: glutathione S-transferase U17
Exons: 2
Coding region: 74-757 (227 amino acids)
Biological process (GO): glutathione metabolic process
Cellular component (GO): cytoplasm
Molecular function (GO): glutathione transferase activity
Source: RefSeq, a predicted model, not a curated record